AGGCCAUUUUUGAGAGACCUUUGCCUCGAGUCAUGGCGGAGCCUUAUAUCAGCGUGGCGUUGGUCCCGCUGCUGCCCAGCGUCACCCUGAUGUACUUCCGAGCCGCCGCAAGCGAGCACCGGAGUGUGGGCGAGCGGGAGCUGCUGCGGCGGCUGGCGCGCAUGGUGGGGCCCUUCUACGUGCUUUACUACAAGCCCCAGGCGCUGGAGGCCAGGGAGGAGCAAGCGGCGGAGAUGAAGUUGAAGCUCGAGAGCCUUACGGAGGAAGAGAGAGAAGGUGGCACUGCGCUCCGUUGGCUGGUGCCUUGUGCGGAGACCUGGAACAAGCGGCACCGGCACGAGAUGGGCCAAUUCCUGGAGGAGGUGCUGGGCCUGUGCAACGCUUCCGCCCGGGAAAUCAGCGAGGGCGCCUGUUGGUUGCUCUACCUCCUCGCCCCCGACAUGGACGAGAUCACCCACUUGGCAUGCCGCAUGGUGCAGGACGACACUUACACGACGCGCCGCUGGGGACUUUCCACCCUGCGGAGGUGUUACCUGGGCGCAUGCCCUGAGUUGGUCUCGGCGCUGCUGGGCUGCGCCCGCGGCCCGGGCCUCAUGCUGCGCAAGUUGGCCCUCCAGGUGUUGAGGCGUGUGGCGAUGGUCGGGGCCGAGCUGCCUCAGGAGCAGCUGCAGGUGCUGCAGGUGCUGCGAGACAUCGAGUUUCUGCAGGAGGAGGUGGAUGCAGUUCUGAAGGAGUUUGCGGAUUAAUUCAAGUUGUUCCAAGGCGGACCGGAGAAUUUCAACGAAGAAAGGAGGGAGCCUCCCUCCCUGGGUGACAUGUCAAGCAACCCCUCCAGGUUUUGUUGAUC
Effrenium voratum is the source of this 847-nucleotide messenger RNA. Lineage: Eukaryota; Dinophyceae; Suessiales; Symbiodiniaceae. The record is from the annotation of a GenBank genome assembly.